This is a messenger RNA of Drosophila innubila, 2299 nucleotides long. RefSeq names its product organic cation transporter protein-like. Gene Ontology annotation, biological process: transmembrane transport. Gene Ontology annotation, cellular component: membrane. NCBI's taxonomy places the organism in Eukaryota, Metazoa, Arthropoda, Insecta, Diptera, Drosophilidae. Bases 290 to 2056 code for a protein of 588 amino acids. The record is from RefSeq and is a predicted model, not a curated record. Gene Ontology annotation, molecular function: transmembrane transporter activity. The transcript is spliced from 6 exons.
GUGUAUUCGCUCAACCGGUUGAUAUGGUGGCUGAACGGCACGAUUCAGUCAAUGAGCGACAGUGCUCAUAGUUAGACGCUCUAACGGAGCGAGCGCGAGAGAAAACGAUAAUAGAAGAAGACAUUUAUACGUACUGACGGGCUAUAAAAAGCCCAAAAAAUCAAAGGGAAUAUUUAUAAAUUGCGCGCAUUCAAUAAAAAGUGCAUUUUAACACGUCAAUUCCCAGAUAUCGAAUGAAAAAUUAGUGGAAUUGUGACUUUAAACUGUUUUUUUUUUAAUAUCCGAGAAUAUGUUAGGCGAUAAGAGGAGUAGGAAUGGCAGUGGAUACGGCACCGCCGAGAGCCCGACAACGGCCAAUGGCCACGCUGCUGAGUCGGUGACCGGGAAUGUGGAGGCAUCCGCAAGUGACGAUAAUACUCUGGAUGCCAUACUCAUCCGAAUCGGCCAGUUUGGACGCUAUCAAAUCAUCAACUAUGUGUUGCUGUGUAUUCCCAUGGUGUUCAAUGCGUUCUUCUCGAUCUCAUAUGUGUUUACCGCCAGCACAGUGGUGCACAGAUGCAACAUAACCCAAUGUGAUAGCUCGAGCAGCUUGUAUGAGGAACCUUGGCUUAAUUUUACAGUGCCUUAUACGAAUUCUGACUGGGAUGCGUGUAACCGUUAUGUGUACAACGUCUCCGGAGUGGACCCAACUGAUCUCAUGAGUGGCAUGUGUGCUGCGGAGUAUUUUGACAAUAGUACCGAAAAAUGUGGCAGCGAUUUUAAAUUCCGUGAUGAGGAAAAAACAAUUUCAACUGAGUUUGGCAUCUUUUGCAAAGACGAAUGGAUGCUUAACAUGGUGGGAACCAUUAACAAUAUAGGACAGUUUGUGGGCAUACCGUUGGGAGGAUUCAUUGCAGAUCGCUAUGGACGUCGUACCAUGUUGGCGUAUGCCGGAGCUUUGAGCGCCCUUAUGGGCAUAAUUCGUUCUCUGUCCAGCAACUACUAUAUGUUUCUAUGCUUCGAGUUUCUCGACAUGGUUGUGGGCAGCACGCUGUUUCCCACGGCUUUUCUGCUGGCCAUAGAACUGGUUGGUCCGAAGUGUCGUGUGGCCGCUGCAACAAUUAUCACAAUAUUCUAUGCUUUGGGUGAGGCAUUUUUGGGCAUUUUGGCAUCGCAGAUUCAACAUUGGCGCUGGCUACUGCGAGUGCUCUAUGCGCCAGCGAUUCUACAAAUACUCUUCCUAUGGAUUCUGCCGGAGAGCGUGCGCUGGCUUUUAAGCCAGGGUCAAGAGCAGCAAGCGGCAUCUGUGCUGAGGAGAGCGGCCAAAAUCAAUAAGCGACCAUUGCCAGAGGAUCAGUUGGAGGAGCUGAUUACCAACAAUCGAAACAAAAUGCUUCAGGCCAAUGAGAGUCAAUAUCCUAUUCUGCGGGCCGCUUCCUUCUUCAUUUGGCGCAUUGCCAACUGUUGUUUCUGCUGGUUUACACAUACCCUUAUCGCCCUGGGUCUUAGCUUGAACUCUGUGAAUCUGGGUGGUAGCAAGUAUACCAACUUUAUGCUAAAUGGAUUUGUCCAAAUUCCUGGACUGCUCCUACCUCUUAUCAUAAUGGAUCGUUUUGGCAGAAGGUACUCCUUGUGUGCCUCCAUGUUGGCUUGCGCCAUUUGUAUGGGCGCCUCGGCAGCCAUUGGAUCUGAUGACUACGCGGGUUCUCUUACACUGUUCCUUAUUGGCAAGUUGGCCAUAACAUGCAGUUUCCAGAUUUUGUACUUCUUUACCUCGGAAAUAUUCCCGACAAAUGUACGAAACAGUUUGCUUUCGCUUUGCUCUAUGGUGGGUCGUAUUGGCUCUAUGUUGGCUCCACAAACUACAUUGCUGGCCAAAUACUAUGAGCAAGCGCCUUCAAUCCUAUUUGCCACAUUUGCCUUGGUCAGUGGCUUUCUCACGCUCGCUUUUCCGGAGACGGCGGAUAAGGUGCUACCCACAACAAUAGAGGAUGCUCGGGAUUUAAAUGAUGCACGGAAAACACAGACAGCUGAGAAUGAAGAGCACGGGGAGGAGGUGCCCAGAAGAAUGUGUUGAUGUGCUGAUGUGUUGAUUGUUAAUUGAAACGUUUACCUCAAAAAUGGUUGCUAGAAGUUGCUAUUGCCAAAGAUUUUAUUUCAAUUUUAUAUGUAAGCCAGUAGCAUUUCUGAUUUUAUUUUUCUGUUUUAAAUUUGUAUUAUUUUUACGAGUAAGUGCAAGUGUCGAUUUUACUGUUACGCAGGAAUUAAUAUUAUAAUAUUUUUUAAAUUGUAUGUACAAAAUAAAUAAAUAAUUCAUUUU